UGUGUCGCAAUCAGGUCAACAAAGCACACUCUGUGCAGGACUUUGUUUUUUCACGCAACACACAUCGAGUCAACAGAGCUCCAUAUAGAGUGGAAAACUGAAGAACGCUACAGUACCACAACUAUCAUGGACUCUACAGCACAGGGGCAUUUGAAAUGGCUUUGUUUGAUGCUAGUGCUCGUCUCAGGUGGCGCUCAGGCUCAGACCAGUUCACCCAGCUGCCCUGCCUGGUCUUUCGAGCAUUUCUCCAAAAUGCUAAAGGCCUCAGAGGAAUGCCUGCAGUCACCCGAGGCUCAGUGGACAGACAGACAAACUGCAGCUUUACUCGACAGCCUGCGCAGACUGACUGAGAUUUUAGAGAAACGUCAAAAAGCAGUGUGUAAAGACACCAUGCCUGGGGACUGCCCUUUCCCAGUGGUCCACAGUAAAGGAGGACUGGCCUGUGUGGCUAUAGAAGAGAAGAUUUACUGCAAGCCAAUGUGCAACGAGGGUCAGGACUUCUCCUUUCUGAGGAGAUCGAGGGUGUAUGAGGAGUGCAGCGCUGCUACUAACAGCAAAUGGACAACACAGUAUGUGGGCGGGAACAAGCUGGCUGUGUGUAACAAAUCCAACCUCCAGAUAUCAGGAGCUGCUUCAGCCUAUUUCCCUAAAGACCAGGACUGCCUGAAGACCAAGAGUGACCCAGCACUGGAGGAGUCAGUCAUUCAGAGCUUUAUAGCAGAGCUGAGAAAUAACUCCAUCACAGGCAAUAUCACACAUAGCUGUCUCCUCUGUGGAUGAAAUAAGCACUGCUAGAACAGGGCUGGAUUACCUGUACUAGAAUAUAUUUCAAAUUGUUGUUGAUGAAUGAAUCUGAAUUAUUGAGUUUUUAACAGUGUGACAUUAAUAAAGGCGGGGUGAUUUUAAUUCAGUAUGAAUUAGCAGAGUUCAUAGUUUUCAGACUGACAGUGAUACUGUAGUGUCAAUGAUUUAAAUCCAGUAUGAAUCUACUGUUUAUGCAGAUUUUAACAGUCUGACUUUAAUAAAGGUAGAGUGAUUUUAAUCCAGUAUGAAUCUGCUAUGUGUGUGGAUUUUAACAUUCUGACUUUAAUAAAUGUGGAGUUAUUUCAAUCCAGUAUGAA
Molecule: messenger RNA, 1121 nt
Organism: Astyanax mexicanus (Mexican tetra)
Lineage: Eukaryota; Metazoa; Chordata; Actinopteri; Characiformes; Acestrorhamphidae
Exons: 6
Coding region: 127-780 (217 amino acids)
Source: RefSeq, a predicted model, not a curated record